Molecule: messenger RNA, 828 nt
Organism: Aphanomyces astaci
Lineage: Eukaryota; Oomycota; Saprolegniomycetes; Saprolegniales; Verrucalvaceae
Exons: 4
Coding region: 15-728 (237 amino acids)
Source: RefSeq, a predicted model, not a curated record
GUUUGAAAUCGAGCAUGGAAGGGUCAAUGCCGAAGAGUAAGCUGCUUGAAGCAAAGCAGAGGCGAAAAGACGUGUCCAGCGACGCAUCCUUGCUGCAGAACCGCAUCGCAUUACUCAAGGCGGAAGAAGCCCGGGCGUGGAAGAAGAUCGAACAGACCAAGAAGCGCGCGAUGGAGCUGGUCAAGUUGCGCCAGGAGAAGGAGAACUACGCCCGCGAACGCACGGCGCUGAUGACACAGGCCGAACGCGAACUGCACGCACAGCAGCAGCUCAAGCGGGAGCUCGUGCUCGCGUCGGAAAAGAAAGAAAUCGACCAGCAGAUCCUCGACCAGAAGCGGUCCGACGCGCAGCAGCUGAAGGAGGACAAGCAGAAGUGGCGACAGUUUACCGAGCAAAAGAAGCGCCUCGAGCUGGAGGAAGCAGUGCGUCGUCGGGAGGACGUUCUCAAGCAGGAAAACCAGCUCAAACGAGCACGCCAAGCCAAACAGAUGGAGGUGGAGCGAGCCAACAAGGAGCGUGCGGACAACAUCAUUCGCCGCGAAGAGCAGGCGUUUUUGGACAAGGAAGUGGAAGUCCAAGAGAUGGAGCGGCUGGAAAUGGAGCUCAUUCAGCGACUGCGCAACACACAGCACCUCCAGAAACAAGCGUACGAAGAGCUCGAGAAUGCUCUGGGCGGGACCAACUCGCCGUCGUUAACCACUCAUACCAGCGUCUCCAUGAGAAGUUAACAAGGACAUCCAUGCCUAUAUAUUGGUGUCGUUCGCUGCUCUAAUCGUCCUAAGCAAGAACCUCAUGUACAUAUUAAUAGUUCGAGCGUGACUAAUGGAC